This is a messenger RNA of Exophiala dermatitidis NIH/UT8656, 1338 nucleotides long. RefSeq lists its product as uncharacterized. The transcript has a single exon. Gene Ontology annotation, biological process: response to antibiotic. Lineage: Eukaryota; Fungi; Ascomycota; Eurotiomycetes; Chaetothyriales; Herpotrichiellaceae. The coding region runs from base 1 to 1338 and encodes 445 amino acids. The record is from RefSeq and is a predicted model, not a curated record.
AUGUCUGCCACAGCAGCACUCGCCUCGUGCAUGCGUCGGGCAGCCAAAGCCCUACCCCCCAUCAACAGCACAUCCUUCGCCGCCAACUUCGACUGGCUAGGCCAAUACAACGUGGUCUGCCUAGGCGACGGCAGCCACGGGACAUCCGAAUUCUACGCGGCACGCGCGGAAAUCAGCAAACGACUAAUCAAAGAGCACGGGUUCAAGAUUGUAGCACUGGAAGCCGACUGGCCCGACGCCGAAGCCAUCGACCACUACGUCCGACGAUGGCCAAACCACCCCGGAAGAACAGAAGCACAAGAAACCAUGUUCAAGCGAUUCCCGACAUGGAUGUGGCGGAACCGGGAAUUUCAAGAUUUUGUGCACUGGCUCCGCGACUACAAUGCCGGACUACCACCUAACGAAAGGGCCGGUGUCUACGGACUCGACCUCUAUUCAAUGGGAUCAUCAAUGGCCGCGGUGAUCAAGUAUUUGGAAUCCGUCGAUCCCGAAAUGGCCAAAGAGGCCCGACAACGAUACAGCCAGCUGUCGCGGUGGGCGGGCCGAGAACACGAAUAUGGAAUGAAGAUGCGGAGUGGACGAUGGAAGACAUGCGAGGAGGACGUGAUCAAGAUGCUGCUGGAACUGUUGCGCAAGCGACUUGAGUAUUCGGCCAAGAUCCACGAUGGCGAACACUUCCACAGCGCGGAGCAGAAUGCGACACUUGUCGUCGACGCUGAGGAAUAUUAUCGAAAAAUGUACUACAGCGACGAAAUCACCUGGAAUCUACGCGACAGUCAUAUGUUUGAAACGCUCAAGCGGCUGCUUGACUUCCGCAGCCCGAACAAUAAAGCCAUCGUCUGGGCUCAUAACUCUCAUCUCGGCGACGCAAGGUAUACCGACAUGGGUAUCUCGCGCGGCGAAAUCAAUUUGGGUCAACUGUGCCGCGAACACCUGGACAAUGUCGUCCUAGUCGGCUGCGGCACCCACGACGGCACCGUCGCCGCCGCCCACGAGUGGGACGACGACAUGCAAUUCAUGAAAGUCAAUCCGUCCCGCGAAGAUAGCUGGGAACGAGUCUGCCAUGAUACCGGUCUGAGCAGGUUCUUGAUCGAUAUGCGGAAAGGCCAUUGUGAUGAAGACACGCGGCGCCAGUUGGCCACGACCAGACUCGAACGGUUCAUUGGUGUUAUUUACCGCCCUGCAACUGAGCGGUGGAGCCAUUACAGUGGCGCAAAGCUGGCCCUGCAGUUUGACGCUUUUUUGUUUUUUGAUACGACUCAUGCGGUAGGUGCGCUCGAGAAGAAACAGCCGCAUACGCCGUUGGAGGAGGCCGAGACUUAUCCUUUCGGGUUGUGA